Molecule: messenger RNA, 20983 nt
Organism: Syngnathus typhle (broad-nosed pipefish)
Lineage: Eukaryota; Metazoa; Chordata; Actinopteri; Syngnathiformes; Syngnathidae
Product: nesprin-1-like
Exons: 105
Coding region: 65-19912 (6615 amino acids)
Biological process (GO): signal transduction
Cellular component (GO): membrane
Molecular function (GO): protein binding
Source: RefSeq, a predicted model, not a curated record
GAGAAUUCAAAGCAACACGGAACGAUUACGCUACUGCGUGACCCUCUGGGAUGAUCUCAAGCUGAUGGAGCAGGACAUGAAUCAAUGGACCAUCUGCAGUUCCAUCGCUGAACUCAGCACGAGUGUUGCUAACACCAGCGACAAGGACAUGGAGGCUCGUCUUGCCAACUUUCAGGCUGAAGUGGAGAAGAGGAAAGGGUUAUUAGAUGCUCUGCUAGAGAGAGUCGGCGAGCUCAAGGAGCACGCUAAACUGGAGGAAACGCCCCUACAAAUGCAGGUGCUGGAGUCCGAUCUGAGGAAGAAGUUAGUCCAUGUUCAGGAGGUGUUGGACCAGACCAAACACACUCUGAGCCGCUUCACAUUCCAGAAGCAGCGUCUGGAGGAUCUCAUGUCCCAGAUGAACGAGAGGCUUGAAAAAGUUGAGGAUUCCUUGUCGAGUCUUAAGGAGGCCACCUCCCCUGAAACCAUUGAUGCUAUUAAGGAUCUUCAGGGUGUUGCCGAGCAACAGAGGCCAGACCUGGACUCAGCCCGAGAGUCUCUGAGUAUCUUAAGCAGGUCCCAUUCCUCCCCGGAACUCUCUCAACUCGCCGCCGACCUGACGGCCGUCGCCCAGCGCACCGAGGAGGCCGUCCAGCGUUGCGCCAAGGCCAGGAGCGACCUGCAGGACGUGCUACACCUCCAUUUGAACCAGCUUUUCCAAGAAUUCCAUUCCUGGCUCUCGGGUUUGAAGUCGGAGUUGAAAGAAUGCGCCAAUCAGUCGGGAGACGUUUGCAUCCUCACGGCAAAGUUGCAAAGAUUGAAGUCGUCAAGGCAGUGGAAUUCAGCGGGCAAGGAGCGUCUCCGUCGCAUUUGUGAGGAGGCAGAAAGGCUCCACCUCCACCUGCCAAAAGCUGCAGCAACACAGCUGCAGGAGCAUCUCUCCUCCUGCCAGAGAGAGUGGACGAGCUUCCUGGAUGAAUGUUCUCACAGCCAACGAGCCCUGGAGGAGAGGAUUCAACUCCUCAAAAGUUUUGAUGAUGCUGUAGAAGGUCUCAGAGAUUGGCUGAAGCAGAUGGGGCUCAGCCUCAACAGGGAGUCUCUUGUUGGGGCAGACAGCCAACAAGGUGCCCCUGACACCAAAGAGGAACUGGAUAGGGUAGAAAACCUCCAUAAAGAGCUUUUAACGAGACGAGACUCUAUCGAGCGUGUCAUCCAGGACGCCCAGUCCUUGUCUGAAGCAGGACGCGGGUCCGGCGAAGAGGUCCGUGUGGCAGGCCGGCUCCAGAUGGAACACCGGGCUCUGCUCAAAGCCGCAAGGGGGAGGCUGCGAGGCUGCCAAGAGAACCAGGCCUUUGGGGAGACCCUGCAGGGUUUGUGGGCCUGGUUAGAAGAGAUCCAGGAGAAGCUGGGCACGGUUGAUAGCACCAUGGGCAGCAAGGAGCAGUUGCAGAAGAGGCUCGAGACAGUGCAAGAUAUCCUACUUUUGAAAGGCGAGGGCGAGGUCAAGCUAACUAUGGCAAUUGGUAAAGGCGACAUGGCCCUGCGCAGCUCCGGCGCCGGCGGACAGGAAGUUGUGCGCUCACAGCUCCAGGAGGUGGAGGAUGCCUGGGCCACGCUGCUUGUCACGGCCAUGAGUUGCCACAGUCGUCUCGAGUGGACGGUAUCUCAGUGGACCGGAUACCUGGAAAACGCAGCCCAGCUCCGGCGCUGGAUGGAGGCCGUGGAGCGGGAGGUCCAUGCCUCCCUUGCCCCGCAGCCGGCGCCCAGGGAGAAGGCCUCGCAGCUUGAGAGACUGCGAGCCCUCCUGACCGACAUGGAAGACCACCAGCUGUCCUUAUCCAGUCUGGAAGAAAAAGCCAGAGAACUCUUCAAGAAGACCGGCGAUGCCGGUUUUAACCACUGCGCUCGGACCCAGCUGCAGGUGCACUUUGACGAGCUGGCGGCUUUGGUGGAGGAGAAAGUUCGCCUGGCACAGAGCGUGGUCCUGGAACACCAGGAAUACUUGGAGGCUGUCCGGGAGCUCACCGAUUGGCUGAUGACCGCGGGGGAGGAGCUACAGCAGUGGUCGGACACAUCUGGAGCCUCUGCCUCUCUCCAGAAGAAACUACAUGAAGUGAGGGAGCGCGUGGAGUGUCGACUCUUAGAAGGCCGCGAGCGCCUCGGCAUCGUGCGACGCACCGCCGCGUCGGCGGCGGAGCACACGGCGGCGGGGGGCUGCGAGGCCAUGGACCGGCAGCUGGGGGCGCUGUCCCAGGCGCUGGAGCAAUGGGAGGGCGGCGCUUUGAGGGCCAGAGAUGGCCUAGAGGGGGCGCUCGCCUCCGCCGCCGCCUCCGAAGAGGAGUACGAGCGCCUGACGUCUCGGCUGGAGAACGAUUCGAAAGAGCUGGACGUGCGACUCAGGGGGUGGAACCAGGAGGUGAUUCGAGCCGAGGGACUUUGCAAUGGCGAGGAAGCGGUGAUGGGGUGGCAGCUGGCUAAGGACAUAGUGGAGGGCCUGCAAAGCGUCGAGCCGAUGGCAGAGAAGUUGAAGGGGCAACUGAACGACCUGGUGCAGUACUCCAGGGACUUGGCCUCCCAGUCGGAGCGCGUCACGGCUGUCAUCAAGCAACACAACAGUCUUAGUCUCCGUGCAUCCAGGGAGUGCCAAAAUAAGGAGCGCCUGUUGGAGCAGCGCUUCCGUGCCGCCCUUCGAGACUUCCAGCAGUGGUUGGUCAACGCCAAGAUCUGCACCGCCAAAUGUUUCGACGUGCCACAGAGUGUGGCGGAGGCCUCCGCCGCCCUGCAAAGAAUACAAGAGUUCUUGAGUGACAGGGAGCACGGCCAGGCCAGACUGAGUUCAGUGGGUGCCAGCGGGGAGCUGCUCAUGGCUGUGGUGUCCAAAGAGCGGGUUGAGGCCAUCAAGGCCAAAGCGGCAAACGCCAGAGAGGACUGGAAGAGCCUGAUGAAUAACCUUCAGCUUAGGGAGGAUGCGCUCAAGAAUUUACGGUGCCAGAUGACAGAGUUCGAGGCCAGCGCCGAGCCCCUGCAGGAGUGGCUGCACAGCACCGAGGUCAGAGUUCAGGAGAGCAGCGCUCGGCUGCACGACCUCUCGGCCAAGAAACAAGAGCUCGGCAAAUUGCAGAGUGUCCUCAAAGAGAUGUCCGGUCGCGAUGCAGAACUGGGCUGCCUCAGGGAGCGAGCUCACUGUCUUUGGGAGGGUCAGGCCGCCGGCAAAGGCUUCCUCCAUCGAGUGUCCCAGUUGUCUGCUCAGUACUUGGCUCUCGGCAACUUGACCAAGGACAAGGCCUCCAGGAUAGAACGUGUGGUAGGGGAGCAUCGCCUCUUCUCUCAGGGUCUUAAAGAGCUCCAGGAAUGGGUGUGCGAGGCCCAGAGUGUCCUCGCCACCUGUACUUCCACCACCUCUGAUAAAACUAUGCUGGAGGACAGGAUGUUACAAUUGGAGGCUUUGCUCGCUGCCCGCCAAGAGCGGGAGAUCCAACUCAAAAUGCUGCUCACCAGAGGAGAAGCCGUUCAGAGAAACACGUCGGCUGAGGGUGUCCCGGUGAUCCGCAAACAGAUCCAGGACCUUAAGGACUCGUGGGACUCCUUGUUGUCUACCUCUAUCAAAUGCAAAAGCCAGCUGGAGGGCGCCUUGUCGCAGUGGACCAGCUAUCAGGAGGACGUGGGUCACUUCAUCCUCUGGAUGGACCGCGUUGAAGAAACACUGAGUUGCUCGGACAGACAGUAUUCGGAGAUGAGAGACAAAACAGCAAAUCUGGGCAAGACUAAGCUUCUGUAUGAAGAAGUGCUGAGUCACAGUUGUCCUCUGGAGACUAUAGCCUCAAAGGGGGCCAACAUGGCGGAACACGGCAGCACCCAGCAAGAAGUGAAGCAGCUCCAGAGCAGAUACAGCAACCUGCAAGAAAAGGCCAAGAGUGCAGUCAAUAAGGCCAAGGGGCUGGUUCUGAUCCACCAGGAGUAUCAGCGAGGACUUCAUGUGUUUGAAGAUUGGCUGGAGAAAGAGCAAUCCACUCUGGCCUCAUUGUCUCAUCUCGAGCGGACUGUGGAUACACUUGAGGAAACACUGAAGCAGCUUCAGAUUCUACAGGAGCGCUGCUCAGACGGCCAAUCUCUGCUGUCUUCGGUGCUAACCAGCAGGGAGCGUGUCAUCCCGUGGGGUAUACCCCAGAUCGAGGACAGAGCCCUUGACACGGCGCAGCAGGAGUGGGGGGCCUACCAGAACCACCUGGCCGAGACCCAGACGCAGCUGAACUCCUCCCUGACAAGACUGAAAGUGAUGGGCCACAAGUUUCUCACUUUGGCUCACUGGCUUGAGGAGAUGGAGAAAGGCGCUGACUUGAGGCUGCACAGGAGGUCAGACAGAACCACCAAGGAGACUCAGCUGAAGAAACUCGAGCUGUGCCUUGAAACGGUGCUGGCUCGACAAAACGAAGUGGACGGCCUCUCCUCUCUGGCCCAGCAGGCUUUGGAAGAAACGGACAUCAGUGGUCGCGUUAGCGUCACGGCAACCCACAUCACUGCACGCUACCACUCGCUGAUGCUCAGCAUACAGGAAACCAUCAAGCAAUUGGAAGAGGAGCUCAAGAGUAUACAGAAGGCGGAAAACCUUUGCGUGUCCUUCUCCGAGUGGCUCGGCACUACGAAGAAAAGCUUCACGGAAGUGAGCGAUGCUUCGGAACCUCUCGACCGAAACGCGCUGGAGAAAAAGCUGAAGAAAUUAGAGAGUCUACAAGCAGAUCUCCAUCACGGCCACAGCUUCCUGAAGUCCCUGAGGGAACGUGCCGAGGAGGCUGCCAACUUCCUGCACGAGGCCGGAGCGGAGCGCCUCGGAGUGGAGGUGGAGGCACGGCUUUCCCAGCUGGAGGAGCUGGCGGGCUGGCUGAGGACCGAGCACAGCUUCCUGGAGCGAGCUUCGCUGCUGGCUAAGGAGUUUCAGGAGCGCUAUAAGGCUCAGGCCCAGUGGCUGGUGGAGACCAAGGCUUUGCUUUGCUCGCCGCCGGAACCCAAAGCCGAGCUUUACCAACGGAGGGCGCAGCUCGCCAAGUACAAGGCUCUGCUGCAGAUGGUUCAGUCCCACGACGGCUCCGUCAGGUCAGUGGUGGAGAAAGGCGACGCUCUGCUGGCCUCUGUCCAUUACCCCUCAAUUCGAGACAAAAUGAACAAGCUGCAAAAGGACUAUACCGACCUCUGUAACAUGGCCACGGCUCAAGUGUUGCAAUUGGAGUGCCAGGUGAAGGAACAGGAAACAUAUCACAAUGAGCUUCAGGAGGCGGAGCGCUGGUUGCUACACAUGUCUAGCAGGAUGGUGACGCCCGAGCCCAGCGUGAGCCGCAGCCUGGAAGCGGCCACUCAACAACUAGCUAGGCACAAGGCCAUCAUGGAGGAGAUAGCCAGCUUUGAGGAUCGCUUGGCAGGCUUGAAGCAGCGCGGGGAGCACCUGGUGCGCGGCUGCGACGAGCGCGUGCAGAGUCGUCUGAGACAGCAGGUCCACGCGCACCAGCAAGGAACCAAAGACAGCUACUCGGCCAUCUGCAGCACGGCGCAGAGGGUAUAUCAGAGUCUGGACCACGAGCUACAGAGACACAUAAGCGUCCAAGACACCUUGCAGCAGUGCAAGACUUGGCUGAUGUCCGCCUCCCAGGAGCCAGAACCUCCUGCACUGACCCCUCUUGGCCUGGAGGAGGCACUACAACAGGUGAAGCAGGAGCGGGCUCUCCAGGAGCAGGCCAGUACUUACCUCCAACUCGUGUGCUCCACCUGCGACCUCUCACUUCUUCGAGUGCAGGAGGUCGCGACGGACAUCCAGCAGGUCAAACUCCAGAUUGAGGAGCGCAUGAUGGUCUGCGAGGAGGUUGUAGAGAGCUGGAGGGACGUCGAGGAGCACAAGACUGACCUGGAGGUGCAUCUUAGGGAGACUGAGCAGCAACUUGAGAAUCUCAUCAGGUGUCCUGCAGAGCUUGAGCCCAGAAUUGCACAGAACCAGUUGGACAAAGCUCAGGAGUUCCUCCAGCAGGUGAGGGAAAGGCAGUCGGAGGUGAGCCGCUUGAUGGAGGCCAUCGAGCAGCUAACGGAUGGACAGAUUUGCGCCGCCAUGAAGGACACCAAAAAGCUACGCAGCAUCUGGAUUGAGAUGGGCCAGCGCGCCGAGGAGUUGGAGGCGGAGCGGGGAGAGGACAUGCAGCGAAGCGGCGAGUACCAGGACAGCGUGGCUGCUGUCGAGGAGCUUUUCCAUCAAGUGUCCAGGGAGUGGGACUAUCUGGCCAGGGCCGACACUGAAAGUACAAAGGAGCACCUGGAAGCGCUGAGGAAGUUGUCUGGCGAUCUUGUGGAGCAACGUGCGACACUAGAAGAUCUCCGCGAGCAGAAACAAGCCAUCCUGCCUCGAAUAAGUUUGCUGGACAAGGAACUGGUCAAACAACAGGUGGGUCAUCUAGAGCAGCGCUGGGCCCAGCUGGAGUCUCUUCUCCAGCAGAAGAUCCAGGAGUCCUCACAAACUCUGGAGGAUCUGACGCGGGUGGAAACCCAGCUGGGAGACGCCCGCGAGUGGGUGGAAGAGCAACGGCCCUCGCUCACCUCAGCGCUGAAGACCAGCCCACCGCCUGACCUGGCUCAGAGUUUCUUAUUCGACCACCUGAGCGUGUGCGUGGAGCUGGAGGCUCGACAGCAGCUGCUUGCUCGGGCGGUGAGCGAGGCGCAGGCCGUGGCGCCCAGGCUGGGGCUCAGCGAGAGGAAAUGCCUGCAGGAGCUUGUCGAGCGAGCCCAGACUGAGGUGGAGGCGCUGGAGGCUAGGGUCACCCAAAGGAGGAAGUACCUCAGCAAGGCCUUCACGGAAAGGACGCAGUUCCUUCAGGGUCUUUGCCGAGCACUCUCGUGGGUAGAACAACAGGAGAACAAGGCCCUGAUAGAUGACCACAUUGCGCUCUUCCCGGAAGAUCUGGCAAAAGAGGCGGCGGCGUGUCGGAACAUCCAAAGUGGCCUUCGGGCCUUCCAGAGGGAGCUGGCGUCUCUCUGGGUUCAAGGUCGGGAACUGGAGAGGGACGCCACGGACAAAGAACGAGGAGAAACUAUGACGAGGCUCCAGGAGCUGCAGGCGGCCUUUGAAACGGCCCUCCAGAGAACCGGCCAGCGUGUCACAAUCUUAGAAAAGGCCUUGAUAUCCAGGAAGUACUUCCAGGUUGACCUGAACAAAACCUGCCGAUGGCUCAGGCGAGCAGAAGCCGUCACCUUCCCUGAAAUUAACCUCGGCGACAUUGAGGACAGCUCGGAACUGCAAGAGCAUUUGUCCGCCUUUCAAAAAGUCCUGCAAGGGGCGUCGGAGAACGAGAACCUCCUUUUGAUCGUGCAGAGGAUAGGUCAGGAGAUCCUUCCCACUCUCAACGAGAUCGACCACUGCUACUUGGAUGAGCGGCUCAACGCCCUCCCUCAACAGUACAACGGCAUCCUGGCCCUGGCCAAAGAGAAAAAAGACAGGCUCCAGCAACUCAUCCUCGACAGGAAGGAAUUCAGCACUUUUUUGGAGGUGACUCGAAGCACAGUGGAAAGACUUCAGGAGCAGUUUGACAAUCUGGAGAAGAAGACUAUCAGUCCGAAAGAGGAGGAGCUUGUUUGCUUCAUGGAUGACUAUCGCAAAAUCGGGCAAAGUUUAGCGCACAUCGGCAGCGCCGUGAGAGAAGUUCGUGGUAAAAACGAGGGUUUUCUCUGUUUGGGCCACACGUACGGAGCUGAAGAAACACGUCAGCUGGUCCAGCUACACACCAAGUUGACAAGCGGAACCGAGAAGACUCUUCAACAUUUGGAUGAGGCCUUGAAAGCCUUAGCGGAACAUAACAAACUACUGAGAAGUUUCGACCAGCAACUUACGUCCACCAAAGACAAUCUGAUUGCGCUCAAGUCGGACAAAAAAAUGAAUGUCAUUGAUAAAAUUGCAUCUCUUUAUGCCUUACUCAAAUGUCUGGACGGUUUUUCCUCCCAGGCCAAAGAACGGAGCCAACAAAUCGAAGUUCUCGGCUUGAGGUUUGACUCCGCCUCCUUGCGGGAAAUGACGGCCCGGCGUGAAUCGCUACAAUCUUUACGCUCAGAUGUGAAACGCUGCGUGGAAGAAAGCCAAAAAGACGUCACACAAUCCGAAGCCUUCGACAAGGAAUUGGAAAAGAUGUCCAAAUGGCUGCACGCUGUUAGAGACGCUCUGAGGGAACCGUUGAGCGAAACCAAAGUUGAGGAGGUGCUGGAGAAAGUGCGGAAAGUGAGAAUCAUGGAAGAAGAAGCGAGUAGUAAACUGAGAAUAAUGGAGGCCUUGUUUAAUCGAGAGGAACAAAGGAUUGGCGGUAGGAAGGAAAAUAUUCCGGUCCAUGUAAAGGAGAAAUUUGAGGAGCUGAGGACACUAGGAGCUGAAGUGCAAAAUGAAAUUGUCAACAAACAGGCGACACUGGAUCAAGCUCUCAGUCUACUCCGGCGGCAUCACUCAUCACUGCAGUCGGUGCAGAAAUGUCUAGAUCGCGCAGACGAUUUCCUCCAGCAUGUGAGCGGGGGCGUGGAACUGGAGCACCACGCCAACUGGACACUCAACCUGGACCAAAUCGACAACCAGGAUAAGAACUUGGCGGCUGUCUUAGAGGAGAUGAUGACUUGGGAGCCGCUUGCGGGCACCCGGCUGAUGAAGGAACUCGGACGAGAAGUUGAAGCCGCUCGAUUGAGGAGCGCCCGAGUCAGACAGCAGAUGGAGGCCUGCAGAGAAGUUCAUGAAAGAUGUGCGUUUCUCUGGGCCUCAUUCCAACACGAGAGAGAGAGGCUUGUCGAACAGAUGAACGACUCCGAGAACAAGGCGGCCGCCUUUGCCACGGCGAAAGCUGACAGUCUCCAGCAGGCGGAAGACAAGUGUGGUAAAUACAAGUCUCUGGUAACUCAGGUCGACAUACAAGAGUUAGCCCUCAACGCUCUGAAGGAGAACGCGACCGAGUUAGAGCGGCUCCUCGCCAAGUCCGACGCAACCGUUAUCACUCGAGUGCUCUCGUCGCUAUGGCAACGCUGGAGUAGGCUUCGCGGUGUGGCAAGGACCCAAGAGAGGGCGCUGGAGGACACUGCGCAGGAAUGGAGAAACUUCACAGAGAAGAUGGAUAAAGUAGAAUCGGUCUCGACGGACCUUCACAGUCGCAUCCCAGACAGCACCGUGGAGAAGGCGGCCACCAGGGCGGCGCUCCAGACCCUGCUGGAGUACCAUGACUCCUUUGUACUGGAGGUGGAGAAGGAGCAGUCUAUCCUGGCUCUGCUGAGGCGGCAUAUCCACAGCCUCAGAGGAGAUGAGGAGGAGGAAGAAGAGUUGCAGAGCAAGAUGGAGAAUGGCCAGCAGGAAACGCAAUGCUUGCAAGAGAUCAAGCGCAUGCGUGAAGAGUAUGACAGCCUUGUUUCUCAGGUGAGGGCCAGCAGGGUGCAAGUGCAACAGGAGUUGCGAGAAAGAGAGGAGGUGGAGAGAGAGCUGAGCUUAGUCAAAGGUUGGAUUCAAGACACCCGCGGCUUGCUCCUGAGUCCCACCGCUGACCUCGACACGCUGUUGCAAGAGCUGGAGAGCGCCCACGACGGGGUCAUCAGCCGACGUCAGAGCGUGGAGCGCAUGACCGAGAUGCAGCAGUCCAAGUACCACGAUCUGCAGGCGGCUUUGCCGUCGGAGCUCAGCAUGCAGCUUGCUGAGGUGACCCUGGCUCUGGGCUCGGCCGAAGACCAGGUCCAAGCCAGAGAACGCGAGGUGCACCAGACGCGGGACGUGAAGGAGGACUUCAGCUGCAGACUGAAGGACAUCGAGAGCAAACUGAAGAGCAUCACGUUGAGAUUUGAAAUCAAGGGGCCCAGUCUGGAGGAGGCUAAAGAGGAGAACAGGAUACUGCGUGAGGAGUGUGAGUGCUGCGCUCACACCCUUGCCGAGCUGGCGGCGGCCGUGCAGGAAUUUGGCGAGCAGAACCCCCUGCUGUGCAAGCAGCUAGGCGACGUUGUGGCCCAAAUGGCCAAAGCGCAGCGCCGCGCCACGCAGCAGGUCCAGGACAGGAGCAAUAGACUUAAAAAGGCAGAGAAGCAAAUGGCAGAAUAUCAAAGCGUGAAGGAAUUUAUUUUGAGCUGGUCCGAAAAAGCGGAGACUCUGGUCUGCGGUAACAUCGUCUGGAGUCCACUAUCACAACUACAAGAGCAAAUCCGAGCAUAUCAGCUGUUGCUGAGAGAGUGUCGAGGUCUCCAUGGCGACCUGGAGGCCCUGGCGGAGUGGGAGGUGCAGUUGGGGGAUUUGCUGGCGACCAAAGGGUGGAGUCACCAGGUGAAGCACCUCAGCAGACGCACGGAGGAGCUGCAGCUGGUGGUUAAGACUCGCCUGCAGAGUCUGCAGGAUGCUGUUAAGGACAUAUCGCAUUUGGAGGCUGAGGUGAAGAGUCUCCACGCCGCAGUGGACCAAGUCCAAGUCACCCUGGCCUCCCCCGAUCUCAACAGGCUCAGUCUGAGAGAGCAACUCACACAGAGACAACGUUUGCUGGCCGAGAUGGACGGCUUCAAGCGGCAGGUGGCGGCCGUGCAGAGGUGUCAGAGUGCCCUCCGGCUUCCGGAGGAGGUGGUGGCCGGUCUGGCUCUCUGCCGCACAGCGCAAAGCUUGCAGCAGGAAACCAGCCAACUGCAGCACACCACCAUCCAGCAGUGUAACAUCCUGCAGGAGGCCGUGGUGCAGUAUGAGCAGUAUGAGCUGGAGGUGAAGAAGCUGCAGAGGUUAAUAGAAGAAGCCCACCGUAUCGUUCAAGACCGGCCUGUCUGCACCAGCAACAUUCAGGAACUUCAGGCACAGAUCCACCACCAUGAGGAGUUGGCCCAGAAGAUCCGAGGCUACCAGGAGCAGAUCGCCUCGCUCCAUUCCAAGUGCAAGAUGCUGACGGUGAAGGCCAAGCACGCCACCAUGCUGCUGACGGUCAGCGAGGCCGACGGCCUCUCGGACGAGCUGAGCGACGACGACAUGCACGGCGCCGGAGUAGCCGGCGACAAGCAGCUUCCUGCGCACCCCUCGGUCGUCAUGAUGACGGCAGGCCGCUGCCACACGCUCCUCUCCCCCGUGACCGAGGAGUCGGGGGAGGAGGGCACCAACAGCGAGGUCUCCUCUCCCCCUGCCUGCCGCUCCCCCUCCCCUGGGGCUUACGCUGAUGCUCCCCUUAACCAGCAGGGUCGAGGUGAUCUGAGUCGAGCCGCCCUCCAGGAGCUCUACGACCCGUCCGUGGAGACCAGCACGGCCAACCUGGACGACCUGCAGAGAUCUUGGGAAACGCUCAAGAACGUGAUAAGCGAGAAGCAAAAGACUCUGUAUGAAGCUUUGGAGCGACAGCAGCACUACCAGGAGUCUCUGCAGUCCAUUUCCACCAAGAUGGAGUCCAUUGAGGCGUCGUUGGGUGAAGGCUUGGAGCCAAGCAAGAGCCCCGAGAGCCAGAUGGCGACACAUCAGGCUCUGAUGGACGAGAUCAUGAUGCUGCAAGAAGAGAUCGGCGAGCUGCAGACGUGCUUCUCGGAGGAGCUGUUGGACGGCGACGGCGAUGGCGAGCCCGCCGACCAGCUGGCUUUGCAAUCCACCCUCACCGUGCUGGGAGAGAGGAUGGCCACCAUCAGGAUGAAGGCUUCCGGGAAACGCCAACUGCUGGAGGAGAAGCUCAGUGAGCAGCUCGAGGAGCAGCGUCAGGAGCAGGCGCUUCAGCGCUACCACAGCGAGGCAGAGGAGCUGGACCACUGGCUGCUCAGCACCCGCGCCACCCUCAGCACGGCGCUUCACCUCCAAAACGAAGACCUCGACAUGGAGGAGCAGCUCAUUGACUGCCAGAACAUGCUGUUGGAAAUUGAGCAGAAAGUGUCGUUUCUGUCCGAGCUGUCGGUGCACAGCGAGAGCUUGCUACUGGAGGGCCGGGCCGAGACCAAGAGCGAGGCGGAGCAGCUCACCUUCAAACUGCACUCAUUGAAAGACAGCCUCAUGGAGCUCCAGCAGAUGUUGCAGGACAAGCAGAUGGACAUACAGGGUUCAUUGCAGGAACCGGAUGACAGCGAGCCGGACUUGUCGCUCUCGCAGAGCCCCAGCGUGCAGGAUUGGCUCUCCCAGGCUCGCUCAUCGCGCACUCAGCAGCAUCACGACAACCUUCUCAGACAAAGGGAGCUGAAGGAGUAUGUUGAAGAGCAGAGGAGGUUGCUGAAGUCAGUAGCCAGUGUUGGGGAAGAUUUACUCAGUCAACAGAUCACAACAAAUGGGGACAGCAGUGAGGUGUCAUCUCUUCCUGUGGGAGUUUUGCUGGAGACCGAGAGCGUGUCUCAAGGGGACCACUUGAGACGUUGGGAGAACCUGAAUAAAGAUCAGAGCACUAAGCUGCAGCUCUCGCUCAACACACUGGAACAGGAUCAGUUCAGCCCGAUCAUCCACCGUUCCCGUCUGACCAGUCCCGGUAUGGUCUUCCGAGGCGAGUCCGGCAGCCAGGACGCUGGCUCGCCGACAGCUUUAUUUGAGGCCUGUGGCCAAGCUCUAGAAAGAAUCACCGAAGAGGCGGAAAGCGGCGACAAGACGACAUCGCUCUCCUCAGGUGUGACGGCGCUCCAACAGAAUCUGUACGCAGCAGUGUCGGCCGCCUCCACCUGGUUGGACGCCGCCGAGAGCGAGAUGCUCUCGGGCCCCGUGCUGCUAUCUGAAGACACGGAGACGCAGCUAACACAUUUCGAGAGCACCAAUAAAGAUCUGAAGGAGAUGAGCAGAGAGGUGAACCAGUGUAGAGAUCUUCUGGGUGGAGGUGCAGGAAGGGUGUGUGGAGGUGAGGAGCAAGCCUUGAUGGAGGACACCCUGGAAGGUCUCCAAGAGAGGAUGGGCCUGCUGGAGUCCACCCUUGAACAGAAAUGCGACACCAUGAGGGACAGGCUCCAAGAGCACGUCAACUUCCAGAACGAACUCCGAAUGCUGUUCACAGCUUUGAGCGAGAGUAAACACCUGCUGUUACAGAAAAUGGCCGCCACAGUGGAUAGGCCCGCAGCCAAGCAGAUCGAGACAUUCUCAGAGGUGGAGGACAGCCUAAGGGAGUUUGAGCAAAGAGUGACCGAGCUGAAGACCAAAGCCGAAGGGGUCCAAUCUGACCGACUCUCCCACCAGGAGCUCCUCAAACUACACGACGCGUACGAAGAGCUUCUGCUGCUGGUGGGCUCCAGAGGCAGCGGCCUGAAGCGAGCCCUUGCCCUCAAGGCUCAGUACGAGGCGGCGCUCCGAGACCUCACGGACCUGGUGGACACGGCCCAGGACAAGAUGGCCGCCGACCAGAAAAUGACAGUCGCCUCGGUCACUGAGGUCCAAAUGCUAUUGGACAAACACAAAGAGUUCUUCCAGAGCCUUGAAUGCCACAUGAUCCUCACUCAGACCUUCUACAGCAAAGUGUCUGGAUUAGUAGCACCGCGGGAAAGCCAGGCCCUAGAGGAGACCAUGUCUUUAGCUCACGGUGUCCUCAAACAGGCCCACAGACGGGGAGUGGAGCUGGAGGGCAUUCUGGAGUCAUGGAGCAGGUUUGUAGAAGACUACCAGGCUCUGUGUAGACAGCUGGAAAUUGUCGAGUGCAGCAUCCCCACGGUGGGCCUGGUGGAGGAGACCGAGGAGAGACUUUUGGAAAGGAUCACUCUCUACCAGCGUCUGAAGGCCAGUCUUGCCGAGCAUCAGCCCCAACUGUAUCAGGUCCUGGAGGAGGGCAAGAGGCUUCUUCUGUCUGUUAGCUGUUCAGACUUGGAGAACCAGUUGACUCAGCUGGGAGAACACUGGCUCUCAUCAACCACCAAAGUCAACAAAGAGCUGCACCGUUUCGACUCCACCCUCAAGCACUGGAGCAGGUACAAAAGGGAGUCUGGAGAGUUGAGCCACUGGUUGCAGUUGGCUCUAGACCGACUUGAGUUUUGGACAACGCAGUCUGUCACUGUGCCUCAGGAGCUGGAGACCGUCAGGGAUCACCUCUGUGCCUUCCUGGAGUUUUCCAAAGAGGUGGAUGCCAAGUCAUCUUUGCGUUCCUCCGUCCUGAGCACCGGCAACCAGCUCCUGAGAUUGAAGCGGGUGGACACGGCAAGUCUGAGGACAGCCCUGGGCCACGUCGACACGCGGUGGGCUGAGCUUCUCACUCGCAUUCCCGUCGUCCAAGAGAAGCUCCAUCAGCUGCAGAUGGAGAAGCUGGCGUCCCGACACGCCAUUGCCGAGCUCAUCAGCUGGAUCACGCUUAUGGAGAACAUCAUUAACGAAGACCAGGGUCAAAUCGCUGGAGCUGUGGGCUCAGAGGUGGUCCAGAUCUUCUUGCAAAAGUACAAGGGGUUCCGCAUCGACCUGACCUGCAAACAGCUGACGGUGGACUUUGUCAAUCAGUCGGUGCUGCAGAUCAGCAGUCAGGACGUGGAGGGAAAGCGCUGCGAGAAAACCGACUUUGCUGAGCGCCUCGGUGCUAUGAACAGACGAUGGCAGGUCCUCCAAGGUCUCAUCACUGAAAAGAUUCAGCAUUUAGAAGGACUUUUGGAAAGCUGGCUAGAGCAUGAGAAUGGAGUACAGGCCUUAAAAACAUGGCUGACACUCCAAGAAGAGAAACUGAAAAAGCGACACAGGAUAGAAGAUGUUGCAUCGGUGCAGAACGCACUGAAAGAUUGUCAGGAGUUAGAGGAACUUGUGAAGGAGAAAGAGAAGGAUCUAGAGAAGGCUGAGGAACGUGGCAAAGCUCUCAUUCGGGAUAAGGAAAAAGAAGCCUGCGCUGGUGUCACAGAGACCCUCAAAGGACUCAACCAAUCCUGGGCUCAUUUGAAGCACAUGAUAAGUCAGAUGAAGGUGAGCCUGCGCUCAGUGCUGGAAGAAUGGACCUUAUACAGGCGUGUUGCAGAGGAGAUCGAUGGGCACCUGAUGGAGGGCAGGUACUGUGUGUCCCGGCUGCCCCUCAUAAGUGGCUCCCAGGAGGCUGUGCAGCAGCAGGUGGAGAGUCUGGAGAACCUGCAAGAGGAGAUGGACAAGCAGGAGAGCAGUCUACUCAAGUUUGGAUCUGUAACCCAACAGCUCCUCACCGAAUGCCACCCGUGUGUGGCGGAAACACUCAACAGAGCAAUGCGGGAUGUCAACAGGAGGUGGAACAAUCUAUUGGCGCAGAUCUCGGAGCAGCUGAGGAGCAGUAAGGCUUUGCUGGGGCUGUGGCAGAAAUACACUGAAUUAUUCGCCAUGUGUACAAAAGCGGUGGAGAGGCAGGAGGAGCGUGUCGACCGCCUGCUCAAGAGCGCCACCGACAGGGACAUCACAGAUGAGGAGAGCAGCGCCUGGAUCAAGGACUGCGACGAAUGUCUUGGUGAGCAGGAAUUGGUGAAACAUUCCCUGCAGCAGCUGGAAACAUUGGGAGAGCAGCUGAAGAGCCGAGUGGACGUCUACUCGUUUGCGGCUCUGCAUUCCGACCACAUGUCCCUGACUUAUCGCUUAUCGGCGCUGCCGCACUCGCUACGCAGGCAGCAGGAGGCGCUGCAGUGUGGAAGUCGAGCUUGCGAGGGCUUCAGGGACCAAUUGGAUGGGCUCGUUCAAACGGACGCCGAAGCUGCGCAAGUGUUGAAGGAGUCGGAGCAGCUCGGCUCGCCGGCACUGAGUGACGUUCAAACGCGGAUGGACAAACUGCGGGCUCCCUUGUCCAAGCUGAGCCGUCUGUCUCCAGACCUGGAGCGUGUCAAUAUGCUCAUGUACAAACUUCCGGUUAGCGAUGGAGACUUGAAGCGUGUACAGAGGCUGAACCGAGCGUGGGCGUCUCACUCCGCUCUUCUCAGCGAGAGGUUCAGUAAACUGCAGGCGGCGCUGCUCCUGCACCAGACAUUCCUACAGAAGUGCGAAGCCUGGAUGGACUUCCUGUCUGAGGCGGAGCACAAACUGGCCGCCGAAGUAUCGGGCAACUACCAAAGUCUGCUGGAGCAGCAGCAAGAGCAUGAGUUGUUCCAGGCUGAGAUGUUCAGCCGGCAGCAGAUUCUUUACUCCAUUAUCAGCGAUGGGCAUAAUAUGCUGGACCAAGGACAAGUGGCUGAUGGAGAUGACUUCAGUGUGAAUCUGGCCUUGCUGGCCAAUCAGUGGCAGGGCGUGGUGAGGCGCGCCCAGCAGCGCAGGGGCAUCAUCGACAGUUUGCUCCAUCAGUGGCACAGCUACCAGGAGAUGUUGGAAAAGCUGCUGCGAUGGCUUCAGGAUGUGUCGCGCGAGCUGGACGCACGUCACCCCGUAGGGGAAACCAUCGCUCUGCAGCAGGCCAGGAACCUGCUGGAUCAGAUACAACUGCGCGAGCGCGUACUCAAGAGACAGCAGGGUGGCUACAUCUUGACGGUGGAGGCCGGCAGGAGCUUACUGCUGUCGGCCGACGGGCAGGCAGAGUCCACGCUGCAGACGGAGCUGAUGGAGGUACAGGACAGGUGGAGGCACGCACACCAACGCUUGGACCAGCAGAGGAAGGAGCUGCACGCUCUGCUCAAGAAUUGGGAGCGAUGCGAGGAAGGCAUCGACGCCUCGCUGGAGAAGCUGAGGGCCUUCAAGAGGAAGCUGUCGACGCCGCUGCCAGACCAUCACGACGAGUUGCACGCUGAGCAGAUGAGAUGCAAGGAGCUAGAGAACAGGGUCGAGGGUUGGAAUGAUGACCUGACUUCCCUGUCCCUCCUGAGAGACGCCUUGGUGGGCGUGGUCAGCAGUGAUGACAUCACGCUACUCCAGGAGCGUCUCCAGCUUCUCCAGGGCCAGUGGGAGGAAGUGUGCCACCAGGUUUCCCUGCGCAGGCAGCAAGUAAGCGAGAAGCUGAACGAGUGGGCUGUGUUCAAUGAGAAGAACAAGGAGCUGUGCGAGUGGCUCACGCAGAUGGAGAGCAAAGUCUCUCAAAACGGAGACAUCAGCAUCGAGGAGAUGAUCGAAAAGCUGUGCAAGGACUACCAGGAAGAAAUUUGCGUGGCCCAGGAGAACAAGCAGCAGCUGCAGCUCACGGGAAAACGCUUGGCCCGGGCCAGCCAGGACAGCAAGGCAGCUGACAUACAACACAAGCUCAAUAAAGUCAGCGAGCGCUGGACACACCUCCUCGACCUCAUUGCAGCCAGGUUGAAGAAGUUGCGGGAGACCCUAGUGGCCGUGCAGCAUUUGGAGAAAAACAUGAGCAGCCUGCGCGCUUGGCUGGCUCACAUCGAGUCCGAGCUUUCCAGGCCCAUUGUCUACGACACGUGUGAUGAGCAGGAGAUCCACAGGAAGCUCAACCAGCAGCAGGAGCUGCAGAAGGACAUCGAGAAGCACAGCACGGGCGUGGCGUCUGUGUUGAACCUGUGCGAGGUACUGCUUCACGACUGUGACGCCUGCUCCACUGAGACCGAGUGCGAUUCCAUCCAGCAAGCCACCAGGGGCUUGGACCGACGCUGGAGGAACAUCUGCGCCAUGUCCAUGGAGAGGAGGCUCAAGAUUGAGGAGACUUGGAGGUUGUGGCAUAAGUUUUUGGAUGACUACUCCCGCUUUGAGGAGUGGUUGAAGACUUCGGAGAGAACAUCGGCUACGCCCAAUUCUUCUGGAGUCCUCUAUACUGUUGCCAAAGAGGAACUCAAGAAGUUUGAGGCUUUCCAACGGCAAGUGCAGGAGUGCUUGACCCAGCUGGAGCUGAUCAACAAGCAGUACCGCCGCCUGGCCCGUGAGAACCGAACCGACAUGUCCUGCCGUCUCAGGGAGAUGAUGCAUGAUGGGAACAAGAGGUGGGACAACCUGCAAAAGAGGGUGGCCGCCAUCCUACGCCGUCUCAAGCACUUCAUCAACCAGCGUGAGGAGUUUGAGACGGCUCGAGACAGCAUCCUGGUGUGGUUGACCGAGAUGGACCUACAGCUCACCAACAUUGAGCACUUCUCCGAGUGCGAUGUACAAGCCAAGAUUAAACAACUCAAGGCAUUCCAGCAGGAGAUCCAUUUGAACACGGGCAAGAUCGAGUUGGUGUUCAAGCAGGGCGACGCUCUGAUCAAGAAGAGCGAACCUCUGGAUGCCGCUGUGAUCGAAGAAGAGCUAGAGGAGCUGCAGAGGUACUACCAGGAAGUCUUUGGACGCGUCAACAGAUACUACAAGAAGCUUACGCGUUUGCCCCUGGUGGACGACGAGCUGGAUGGUUCCGACACGGAGGACGGCGCCGACUUAUGCGAGCUGCAGUGGUGCGACUCCACGCCUCCUCGCACCUCCAGUCGCCAGACCUCAGCGCCGGCCACCCUCAUUCGGGCGGAGCGCUCGGGCCGGGACACUCCGGCCAGCGUGGACUCAAUCCCAUUGGAGUGGGACCACGAUUACGACCUGAGCCGGGGUCUGGAGAGCCCGGGGGGGCGCAACCAAAGUGGAAUGAGCCAAGGGCACGAGGACGAGGAGUAUCUGAGGACGGAUACUACAGUACUGUCAGACGUAGUUAUUCCCGAGAGUCCCGAGGCCUAUAUAAAACUGACUGAGAACACAUUGAAAUCAUCUUCCGGCGACCCAGGACAACUGGAGGCCAGCCUCAGACAGCUGGACCAGGCUCUGGACGCAUCACGCUACCAGCUGCAGGCCAGAGAGGACGCCGCCAGCCGCUCAAGCCCCGACGCUGACUCCACAUACAUGGGCUAUAUGCGUCUAAUGGGAGAGUGUCGCGGCAGCAUAGACGCGGUGAAGAGAGCCGAGGGAGAGCUCACUGAGGAUGAAGAUGAAAUGCCGGGACUCACCAACCUGACCAGCACUGACAGUCAGAAUGCAGGUGUGAUUGAGCGCUGGGAGCUGCUUGAGGCUCAGACUUUGAGUGACAAGCACAAGCAGAACCUCCAGCAGUGGCAGCAGCUCAUCUCAGACCUGCAGACCAUGCGGGCGUGGCUGGGUCGCUGUGAGGCCGAACUGGGCCAGCUGCGAGGCCUGGAGCUUGGCACGGAUAUCCAUGCCAUUCAGCAGAGGAUCAAGAAGCUCAGGGAGCUUCAGAAGGGGAUGGACAGCCACAAGUCGGAGGUCCUAUCCGUCAACUUGAGCAGCGCCGGCUUCCUUCAGUUGGAACCUGACUCUGAGGAGGCUUGGGAGCUGCGGGACGCUCUGAAGGAGAUGAACGCGCACUGGGAUCGCCUCGGCACGUCGCUGGAGGAGUGGAGGGAGGAGCUGCAGAGAGCGCUCAUGCAGUGCCAGGAGUUCCACGAGAUGAGUCACGGUUUGCUACUGUGGUUGGAGAACAUCGACCGCAGGAGAAACGAGGUGGUGCCCAUCCCUCCCAACCAAGACUGGCAAACGCUGCGAGCUCAUCACAGGACACUCAAGCAAAUCAAGCGCGAGCUGCUGGACUCGCAGCAGAAGGUAUCGUCCCUCCGGGAGCUGUCGGCUCAGCUGCUGGUCAGCACGGCGGCCGCUGCGGCGCCGCUCCACCGCUCUUCGGGCGGAGAGUGUCUGGAGGCGCAGGAGAAGGUGCACGUGAUCUGGAACAGGCUGCGUCUGCUCCUGCGUCAGGUGGAUGCCGACCUGGACGGGCUGCAGAAGCAAAUGGAGCGUCAGAGUCCGCAACAGGAAUUCUCACCACUGUCUGUCGGCAAAUCAGGCAUCGCCGCUGUCUCUCUGGCAGCCCCGGUUCUUUCACCUGUGCCUCGAGGCAAAAGUAGUCAGGCCCAACCCGGACCCCCCAAGAGCAGCCCGCGCCACAGCCGCAGGAGGUCACCCACCGGCGCCGCUGGCUGCGGUUCCUCCCGUUCUGACAUUUCGAACAGUGUCUCAUCGGCGUCCUCCCCCUCCUCCAAGGAGCCGUCCUUCAUGCAGAGGGUCCUGCGGGCAGCUUUGCCCGUGCAUCUGCUGCUCCUGCUCCUCAUCGCCCUGGCCUGCAUGGUGCCCAUGAGCCAGGAGGACUACAGUUGUCACCACGCCAACAACUUUGCCCGUUCCUUUCAUCCUAUGCUUCGCUAUACUAAUGGACCUCCACCCAUAUAAGCUGCCUUUUUUUCUCUCAUCGCUUUGCCAAGGACUCCUGCAAAUGUGCCCUUUCACCCUAUGCCCUACACCAUCAUUAUUACGACCAGGACGUGAGACCAAAAUGUCACUGGCCCUUUAAGAAGUACUAAUGAACCAUCAUGAAAUAUUUAUUUUGUUAAAUGUAUGUGUACAUAUAUAUGAAGGUUGUUUUUUUGUUUCCUAAUGAAGAACAAAGCACUAUUUAUAUACACUCAAUGGGAGCCAAAGUCGUCUACUAUUCCCAGUGCUGCUAUUAUUUAUGGUCAAUCAGCUAUAAAUAUUAUUAAUGAAGUGUGUAAACAUGUUAGACCUUUAAUAACAGCACAGAAAAAAAGCCACAUAUAAAUCAAAUAAAUAAAAACUUGACAGUAAGUUUAUUGACGUUCACAGAGUAAAAUAAAACGUAAAUAAAAACCACAAUUGUGAUACUUCUGGGGUGAAAAUACCCGGAAGUGAUUAGCUUCCGGGGAUAAACACCCCGGAUGUCAUGACAGCUGUCAUAAUAGCUAACCCGGGACAUUUGAAGCAACGUCGUCCAGUUAGCUAAUAACGUGUAAAUUGUUCUUGAGUGCUAGAUUUGCAAUUUGAUUCGUUUUGCAACACUUUAUUGUCGUUCUAAUUACAUUUUGGGCGCCUGCGCACUGGCUGUUUGAAAGGUACUGCACUGACUAAUUGAAAGACAUUUUUGAGCCGAAUCGGCUAACUUGUCCCUGCCAAAUGCCGAGGUGUAUUAUUUUAGGAGCUAAUGUGAUAAAGUACACGAAUUUGGAAAAUAAUUUGUCUAAAAUAAUUCUCACAUUGGUUUUGUUUUUGUUUUUUAAAUCAUCUGUUUAUGCAUGUUCUUGAAAGUCCCCGAAGCCAAACAAUCACUGGUUGUGAAGCUAAUAAUAAUAAUGAUAAUGUGCUUUUAUUCUUGUCAUGAUGAUAUUAUUCCUGAGUAAUCAGGAUAAAACAGCAAUGUUAAAUGUAUAUAUUUAUGAAUAAUGUUAUUUAUGUUUGUACAGUUUGCUAAUACUGAAUACUCUUUGCAAAUAAAAACUGAAAUAUUAA